AUGUCGCAGAGCCGUGAACAAUCGCCUGGGCGAAUGACGUCUUCUCCAACUCUAACCAUUGGAACCGGGUCACACGCUCACGUUCAAGUGCCACGAUUUAUUCAAUAUGCUUGUGAACAACGCCGACUCGAGACCUUCGCCGGUUGGACGGGUCCUGCCAUGCUACCGCGAGAUCUAGCCGCUGCAGGGUUCUUUUAUAUUGGCGUCGAAGAUCAAGUAAAAUGUUAUGAGUGCGGAGUGCGAAUCGGCCGAUGGGAUGAGAACGAGGACCCAGUAGUCAGCCAUCGACGCUGGCAGCCCGAUUGUCGGUUUGUUCAGACCUUACCUAUCGUCGACAUAACCCUAACCCCGAUCCCGUCCAAUACUGUAAUCCGACCACCUGGAGGGGGUAGCUCUCUCAUGGAAGGGAAUUAUUUCGUUGUUCCCGAUUCCCCAGUCGAACAGCCCCCCACCAAGGUCCCACAGUUUCUGAAACUCGGAAACCUUAACUUGGCAAAGCCGAGGGGUCCCAUGUACCCCGAGUGUGCGAGCUAUGAAAAAAGACUCGAAAGUUUUCGCGAUUGGCCUAGCACUAACCUCCAGUCUAAGGAACGGUUAGCGGAGGCCGGAUUCUUAUACACUAACUGUAACGAUCAGACCUUGUGCUUCCACUGUGGUGGAGGCUUGAAAUAUUGGAUAAGGGAAGAUGACCCGUGGGUCGAACAUGCGAAAUGGUUUAAUAAGUGUUAUUGGGUAUGGGCAAUGAAAGGCCAGACAUUCAUUGACCGCGUACAAGAACAAAUGGGCGUAUUGGUAGCUGGGGAAGACUCUGAGCCAUCAGAGCAAGUAAUUAGCGAGUCUGAAUACGAACGCGAACUUGGAACUUGCCACGAAGGGGGAAGCGACGCGGAAACGGUCGUCGGAUCAACAUGGGAGGCUGAAGAUCAAAAUCGGUGUAAAAUAUGUUUAUGGGAGGAAUUGGGAAUAGUGUUCCUACCAUGUGGUCAUCUGGUAGCGUGUACCAAGUGCGCCCCUAGCCUAACUCGUUGCGCCGUUUGCCGAGAAAAUAUUGUUUUAGUGGCCCGCGCUAUAAUAUCGUAA
Messenger RNA from Microplitis mediator, 1080 nucleotides. RefSeq names its product death-associated inhibitor of apoptosis 1-like. The record is from RefSeq and is a predicted model, not a curated record. Bases 1 to 1080 code for a protein of 359 amino acids. NCBI's taxonomy places the organism in Eukaryota, Metazoa, Arthropoda, Insecta, Hymenoptera, Braconidae. The transcript has a single exon. Gene Ontology annotation, biological process: regulation of cell cycle. Gene Ontology annotation, cellular component: nucleus; spindle microtubule; cytoplasm.